Molecule: messenger RNA, 918 nt
Organism: Necator americanus (New World hookworm)
Lineage: Eukaryota; Metazoa; Nematoda; Chromadorea; Rhabditida; Ancylostomatidae
Exons: 8
Coding region: 1-918 (305 amino acids)
Biological process (GO): DNA-templated transcription; transcription elongation by RNA polymerase II
Cellular component (GO): nucleus
Molecular function (GO): zinc ion binding; nucleic acid binding
Source: RefSeq, a predicted model, not a curated record
AUGCCCACUUGCGAGGACGAGGUGUUGUCGAUAGGAAGGAAGCUAGAUAAGAUCAUCGAUGGCUCCAAAUCAGGCGAUAAUGCUUCGGACCUGCUAGAGGUCCUCUCCAAACUUCCUAUGACGAUUGACAUUUUGACGAAAACUCGUAUUGGAAUGACUAUUAACGACUUGAGGAAGAAAACGUCUGAUGAGAAGCUGGCAAAGAAAGCGAAGAGUCUCAUCAAGGAGUGGAAGAAUUUGGUUGAUAAGAGGGAAGACAAAAAGGAAAAGCCUCCGCGACAUGAACCGUCGUCCUCAAACACCCCAUCGAAAAGCAACGGUUCUGUCCCCAGUCCUCCACCUCCCAAACCAGCUCCAACCCCUGCUCCUGCACCAGUCCCCAGUCAUGCGUAUUCUAGCAACUUUCCACCAAAACAUUUGGAAAAGGACGAGGUAAGGUUCAAAUCAGCGCAGAUGAUUCUGAACGCGCUUAGGCAUACUGAUCUUCCCGACGGUACAUUAGAUCCGGAAGAAAUUGCUGUUCGUGUUGAAGAGAAACUGUUCACCGUGCACAAAGGUACUGGUGACAAGUACAAGGCUGCCCUUCGCAGUCGUGUGUUCAAUCUCAGAGACAAGAAAAAUCCGGCGCUCAGGGAGAACGUGCUUACUGGUGUUGUGAAACCAGAAAAGUUUGCCGUGAUGACUAGCGAGGAAAUGGCUUCCGACGAAGUGCGUGAAAUGCGUGACAAGUUCAACAAGGCUGCAAUUUUGGAGCAUCAAAUGAGUGUGCAGCAAGGCACUCCGUCGGAUAUGUUCAAGUGUGGAAAAUGUGGGAAGAAAAACUGCACGUACACACAGCUUCAAACUAGGUCAUCCGAUGAGCCUAUGACCACAUUUGUGUUCUGCCUGGAAUGCGGAAACCGCUGGAAAUUUUGUUAA